Messenger RNA from Neltuma alba, 992 nucleotides. RefSeq names its product 40S ribosomal protein S5. Gene Ontology annotation, biological process: translation. The transcript is spliced from 4 exons. Gene Ontology annotation, cellular component: small ribosomal subunit. The coding region runs from base 96 to 728 and encodes 210 amino acids. Gene Ontology annotation, molecular function: structural constituent of ribosome; RNA binding. The record is from RefSeq and is a predicted model, not a curated record. Lineage: Eukaryota; Viridiplantae; Streptophyta; Magnoliopsida; Fabales; Fabaceae.
AUCUCACUAGGUGAGCUGUGUCCGCUUUAUCCCUUGAGCUCUUCCAUUUCUUUCUCCCUCGCUUUCCUUAUCUCGUUCCAAUUAUUUAAACAGUCAUGGCUGCUGCGGUGGCAAUUCCUCCUGAAGCUACCACGAGUGUAGACCCGACACAGAUCGAGGUGAAGCUCUUUAACAGGUGGACGUUCGACGAUGUUCAGGUUAAUGAUAUCUCUUUGGCUGAUUAUAUUGGAGUGGCCGCAUCCAAGCAUGCAACAUACGUCCCUCACACUGCUGGUAGGUACUCAGUCAAGCGAUUCAGGAAAGCACAGUGUCCAAUAGUUGAGAGGCUUACUAAUUCUCUCAUGAUGCAUGGUAGAAACAAUGGGAAGAAGUUAAUGGCCGUGAGGAUUGUUAAACAUGCCAUGGAAAUUAUCCACCUUCUGACUGAUCAGAAUCCAAUUCAAGUUAUUGUUGAUGCUGUGAUUAACAGCGGUCCUCGUGAAGACGCAACUCGAAUUGGAUCUGCUGGUGUUGUGAGGAGACAGGCUGUGGAUAUCUCACCUCUUCGCCGUGUUAAUCAGGCCAUCUAUCUUCUAACUACCGGCGCCCGUGAAGCUGCUUUCAGAAAUAUAAAGACCAUUGCUGAAUGCUUGGCGGAUGAACUUAUCAAUGCAGCAAAAGGGUCAUCCAACAGCUAUGCAAUCAAGAAAAAGGACGAAAUUGAAAGAGUUGCGAAGGCAAAUCGCUAAGCAGCCUGUAGAAUUAGUCUUCUUGAUAAUGAUCCGUAGGAUUUUGUCAUGAGCUUCUUGGUAGUUAAUCUAUUGAUAUGGGCUAACGUAACGUUUAUUUUUUUUGUUUAUUAUCAUGGAGGGUUCGCCGUGUUGUUAACUAUAUAUUUUACCUUGACGUAAAAUCAUGAAGUUUUGGAGCCUUUAGUAUCGGUUUGCGGCCGGCACCGCGUACAUGCCUGCCAUCUCCAGUUUUGGAGCAAUAUUAUAUUGGUGUUAAUUGUA